CUUCCCAUGUACCUCGUGCCUUUUCAUUUACCAUUUUUUACUUUCCACCUUUUCUUUAUUUAAUCCUCCAAUAUUCUCUCUCUCUCUCUCUCUUUAAAUUUCUUUUUCCCCCAAACCAAAAAAUUUAUUCAAUUCCCUCUUCCUCUUCUUCUUCCUCAAUCCUUACUCUCCUCCAUUCCCGCCAUGGCUAGGGCAACUGUUGAGCUUGAUUUCUUCGGUCUCGAGAAGGAGGCUUCCUCCAAGUCUCAGUUUCACUCUCUCCUUCACCGCAAGAGAAGUUUUCGAGGCAUUCACAGCGCCAUUUCCAAGAUCGAUCCUCAGCUACUCAAAUCUGUCAUCGGCUCUGCCUCCUCCAUUUCUCAGCCUCCUACUCCCAAAGCUGCUGCUAACCACAACGUUCUCUCGCCUUUGCCUCUCUAUACACCUAUCUUCAAGCCGACCGGUUCUGAAUUGCUUCAACAUACAUCUCAGAUGACUAUCUUUUAUAACGGAACUGUCGCCGUUUUUGACGUUCCUCGUGACAAGGCUGAGAACAUUCUGAAACUUGUUGCGGAAGGAAAAGCGGAAGCCAAUCCUACGGUUGCAAUUCCAUCCACCGACCACCAGCAACAGUUGCUUGCAUCUCUUGAUGGAGAUCUUCCAAUCGCAAGGAAGAAGUCGCUUCAAAGAUUCUUAGAGAAGCGUAAGGAGAGGUUGACUACGGCUUCACCAUAUGCAUUCCCCUGCCCCCACCUAACUUAGAUGGAGAAGAUCAAAUCAACAUUACGCGUUUUCUCUGACACAGAUAAAUCUCUCUUUUGCUUUUAGUUAAGAAAAAUAUUCAAAAGGACAUAUAUAAAUAUAUAGAUAUAUAUGAUCUUAUUUUUAUGCCCUGGAGGUUAUGGUAGCACCUUCCCUUUUGGACUUUCCUUUGUAUAGCCAUAGAAGGCCCAUAGGCCACAUAAUGUUAUAGCAACUUAGUAGUGGUAUUGGGGGUAGAGAGUUCGACUUUGUUUGAUAAUCCCUUGUUAUUUUAUUUUUUUGUUAUUUUUAAUUUUAUAUAUGCUACUUGACUUUUUCUAA
Cucumis melo (muskmelon) is the source of this 1062-nucleotide messenger RNA. RefSeq names its product protein TIFY 9. Gene Ontology annotation, biological process: regulation of defense response; regulation of jasmonic acid mediated signaling pathway; response to wounding. The transcript is spliced from 6 exons. The record is from RefSeq and is a predicted model, not a curated record. NCBI's taxonomy places the organism in Eukaryota, Viridiplantae, Streptophyta, Magnoliopsida, Cucurbitales, Cucurbitaceae. The coding region runs from base 184 to 741 and encodes 185 amino acids. Gene Ontology annotation, cellular component: nucleus.